AUGAUCGAGACGGCAACUCAGACGCCUGCAACCUCCCACCCUGCAGCGACAAACGGUCCCGAGACAGCAGCCACAUAUGACACAUCCCGCGUCGUCGUGCUGCCUCAGGGCAACACGCUCAAGAGCGCCAUGACCGUGAUGCGCGACUUGAGCACAGAGUGCCGGCAGUUCACCGAGACGGUCGAGAGGGUGUCGGACAUGUUGAUCAGUGCAGCAAUCGACAUGAUACCAACAGAGGACAUCCAGGUCCAGACACCGACAGGAGCCAAGUUUGCAGGGUCGAAACACACGACACCAGUCUGCGGGAUCAGCAUACUUCGCGCGGGCGCGAGUAUCGAGAACGCUCUGCGGAGGGUCUACCAGUCAGUUAAACCUUUAGGCCCCUUAUGCUUUGGCAAGAUACUCAUCCAGCGUAACGAGGAAACCAGCCUACCGCACUUUCUCUACUCCAAGUUUCCCUCAAAGAUCGAAUCAGCAACGGUCCUGAUUCUCGAGCCCAUGCUGGCCACCGGCGGGUCUGCCGCCAUGGCCAUCGAGAAGCUCAAGACGCUCGGCGGGGUCCCCGAGGACAAGAUCAUCUUUGUCAACAUCCUGGCCUCGCGGUACGGCGUGGCCAAGCUGAUGACCAAGUUCCCCCAGCUCAGGAUAGUCACUGCGGCGAUUGAUGAGGAGCUGACUGUGCCGUCGAACCAUAUCAGCCCUGGUCUUGGAGACUUUGGCGACCGCUUCUACGGAACCGUGGGUUGA
This is a messenger RNA of Microdochium trichocladiopsis, 747 nucleotides long. RefSeq names its product uracil phosphoribosyltransferase. NCBI's taxonomy places the organism in Eukaryota, Fungi, Ascomycota, Sordariomycetes, Xylariales, Microdochiaceae. The record is from RefSeq and is a predicted model, not a curated record. The coding region runs from base 1 to 747 and encodes 248 amino acids. The transcript has 5 exons.